Aplysia californica (California sea hare) is the source of this 27261-nucleotide messenger RNA. RefSeq lists its product as uncharacterized. The transcript is spliced from 6 exons. The coding region runs from base 440 to 26935 and encodes 8831 amino acids. NCBI's taxonomy places the organism in Eukaryota, Metazoa, Mollusca, Gastropoda, Aplysiida, Aplysiidae. The record is from RefSeq and is a predicted model, not a curated record.
GCAGAAAGUAGAGACAGAAAGAGCACCAGAAGAACAGAAAGCGUUGAAAGGAAAGAAAGGACAACAGAAAGCAGAGACAGAAAAAGAGCCAGAACGACAGGACGCAGCGAAAGGAAAGAAUAAAUGGCAGAAAGUAGAGGAAAGAGAGAAAAGACUGCAGGCGGAGCAACAGACAUGCCCACCAGAACAGGCCCCUCAGAGCAAAGGGCAGUCUCUAACAGACCAGUCAAUACAAAGCGGAGGGCUCCUGAACCCGAGUGAGGAACAACCAAUUGGGAUUGUGCCUAGUCACGUGACACCCACCUGGUGGAUCGUGUGCAGUAGGGGCGAGCAGGUGCCUAUUGACACCAGGGGCGCAUGGGUUGACGGUUACGGUAACGUGACGAUAGACGAACCGUCCUCAGAAGAGGAUAACGUGUCUGCUGCCCGGUACAGCAUUAUGUACAGUGAGGAUGUAGAAAGAGUCACGGUAGACGCCAGCUGUCAGACCGAUGAGGUCACGGAAGAGGAGGGAAGAGAAAAGAAGGGACCCGAUGACGACGAUGAGGACAACGAUGAGGAAGGUGGUGGCGACCAUGCGGCGAAACGUGAUGACGACGACAGUAGUAAUAAUACGACAGACGCGAGCCCACGCCCGGGAAAUAGUUCCACGCGAGGCGGCAGUCACAUGACCGACAUGAAAACAGAUGUCAAAGGAACUGCUAAGCACAGAGACGAUGGAGGUGGGAAAAGUUGCGACAAAAGAGAUGAUGAUGAUGAUGAUGAUGACAAUGAUGAAGUGACAGAUAACACAGCGAGUGACGAUAAGUAUGACGAGCCAGUCAGUGCUGCAAAUAUUCUUAGUUGUGAAGUGACAAACACUGGCGCAGAUACAUCUUCCGCCGAAGCAACAGCUGCUUUCCCAAAUAGACCCUCUCAUGAUGCAGUCAGUGGUGGGACCAACACGGAAGAGGGCGCCACAGCAAAUAAUGAAGCCGGUCAGGCGGCUUGUGCCAGAUCAAAGCUUCUUCUGGUGGUCAAUGGGUUGACAUAUGAGAAGGUGCUGACGAAGGGGGCAACGGAGGGGGUGGCAUCCAGCAGGGAGGGGGCAGCAUCCAGGGAGGGGGCUGCCAGCCUAUCGAGCGUCCAGUCCUCCUUAACCAACCGGCCCUGUGGCCCUGAGGGGUGCUCAGGUUAUUGUGGUCGGAAGUGUGUCUUCCGGCCACCGACAGAGUCAGGGAGACGCCCUUCACGAGCGCGACAUCAUCGAGAAGUCAGAGAACACAAGAAAAGGGGCGUGUCAAAGACGCAGACUGGGGAAGACAGCCCUGCCCAUGUUAACCAAAUUGCCUCUGGUGGACAUACCUGUGACGAACAGCCUCCCGCCCCGCCCCCUCGAACUUCUAGCCUAUGUGUCGAGUCACAAGCAAGCAGUGGCCGAUGGCGGCGCUGUGGUCACCGACACAACGACAGGACACAGGCAGCGGACACUACCGGUCGCGCUGACCCUCGAGAGGGGGCGGGGCGGAGGGUGGGGCGAAGGGUUGGGCGAAGGGCGGGGCGAAGGACUGCGCAGCGUGUCACUCUUAGUGAUGGUAGCUUCAAUACAAGUCCAGCUGACGCUUCAAACAAUGAGAUCACGACACCCUCUCAUGAAGUCUGUCCGGAACGUGAGUUUGGUAUGGGUAACACGAGAGUGCCCCCUCACGACCCCCAUCUUAACGAGCGUGAGUUCUCAGCGGAUGCCAGACCGGUUGCACAACCUUGUUGCCACAAUAACCAAUCGAGUGGGAACCCCAGCGGUGACAUCACUAUGUUGCGUGACACGGAACAGGUACUUCGAGUGUUCGUCGAUCUACUGUAUGUGAAGACAUGCACGAUGUGGGCUCUCGAGCAGAUGAAUUCUCAUGGUCAGAGUGGACAGGCGGAGGAGGGCAGGACUGACCAGUUGUCUACGCACGGAAGCGCUCCUAGCACAGCCCACGCUUCUGGUGACUCGGGUACACUCGGUGCUCCACCAGAACGAGACACUACACGCGUGCCUGUAUCCGCUGGUGACGGGAGGGAUAAAGUGAACCGCGAGACAGCGAGUGGCACCGCGUCACGACAUACAGCUACGCCAGCCGAUCCGGGACCCGAGGGCCAGAUGUCACAAAAGAAUAGCCAAGUGAAUAACUGCACUCAAACCCAGGCCGCUACGGAACAGUGCCAGAGCAGUGACACACAAGGCCCAAAGGAGCAAGGUGAUAAGAUCCGAAGCAUCAACGCAAGGUUUGAAGACGUAAGGGGAGUUGACAAAGAGCCACGUCGAAGCGGACCAAUAGUUUCUAAAGGUCAGGGUGAGCCCAUGUCCGGCUCUCGUCUCUCUACACUGGACGUGGCAGAUCCAACUGAUGAUCAGCAACACUUUGAGGGAGAGCGGAGUGGAGGGGAUAAAAAAGAUGAGGGGGAAGAUGACAGGGACGAUGAAAAAGAGGAAGAGGAGGAUGACGCUAAAGACUCGGACACAGACAAUGAUGGCGAUGACGACAGCGAUUAUGAUGCCACUGAAGAGGACCGAAAUAAAGACAGAGAUGAUGAUGGGGAUCCAGACGGAGGAGAAGGCAGAGAUGAUCCUGGUGAGGAUGAUGAUGAUGAUGACGGUCAUGGUGCAGACGGGGAGAGAGAGACAAACCGAGAGACAGAAAAAGAUAGUUCAGGGGAUCCAGGAAACGGAGAGUCCAAAAGUAAUAACUGUCAGGACGAUGAUGUGCACGCUGGCGAUGUGGUUGAGGUAUGUGAAGAUGUUCCCGUCACAGUCCACUUGGACUCCGAUAAUGAGAAAGUUGAAGUUAAGGCAAACAUCAACAAGAGAAAAGAUAAGGUUAGAACGGAUGGUGCUGACAGCAAAGAUGAGAUUAAUACAGAUGAUGCAGACAAAGAAUCUGAGGUUGAGGCUUACACAAGCGUUGGAGACCAGAGAGAUGAGGAGAAUACGGCUAUUUCAGACACAAAAGAUGACUUGAUCCUGUCCACGUCAUGUCGUAACGCGCGGGAUCCUACGGACACUGUGACGUCAUGCGACAGUGGGUCAGCCCGGAGUGUGGAUGACACACCCAGGAUAUUCAACACCCAAAACGGAGUCCCAGUCGCGGGAGUGACGUCAUGCAAUGUCAAGGAUUUUGAUGGCCGUUACAUCACGUUUCGGAGAGAAUCCGGCGGUCAACAGGGCGAGAACAGACCAGUUUCACAAGGCAGCCGAGGCGCGUGUCCCCGUCCAAGUUUCCUUCCUAUUUAUCAAAGUACCUCUACUUUUACCACAACCCGCUCUCCCACCAGCCCCCACUCUCCCACAAUUCCCUAUUCUCCGACCUGCCCCUGUUCCCCCAUUCCCAUCAACCGUUCUUCCACCAUCCGUUCCCCGCCCACCGCCCGUUCUCAUACACCGCCACCUUUUAACACAACCCCACCUUCUCCAAAUUCCCCAAUUUUGCCAAACUCCCCAAUUUCUUCCACUACCUCUUCCCCAAAACCUUCUUCUCCCACCGAACCUCUUUUUCCCACCAAACUUCUUUCUCCCACUGAACCUCUUUCUCCCAUCAAACCUCUUUCUCCCACCAAACCCCGUUCUCCCACCAAAACGCGUUCUCCCACCAAACCUCGUUCUCCCACCAAAACGCGUUCUCCCACCAAAACGCGUUCUCCCACCAAACCUCGUUCUCCCACCAAAACGCGUUCUCCCACCAAAACGCGUUCUCCCACCAAACCCCGUUCUCCCACCACCCGGUCUCCAACCAAACUAACUUCAACCACCAAAUCCCGUCCUCUCACCAAACCCCCUUCUCCCACAAACCCACGGUCUUCUGCCAAACCCCUUCCCUCCCCCAAACCCCUUACAAACCCCAGGGCUUCCACCAAACCCCCUCCUCCCCCAAAACCCGUUCUUCCACCCAAACCCUAUUUUCUCAACAAACACUGUCCUCAAACCACUAGCCGCCCUGCUGUAAAGACCCAUUCUCCCACCAAACGCCUUUCUCCCACCAAACCCCUUUCUCCCACCAAACCCCGUUCUCCCACUAAAGCCUGUUCUCCCACCAAACCCCCUUCUUCCACCAAACCCCCUUCGCCCACCAAACCUUGUUCUCCCACCACCCGUUUUCCAACCAAACCCCGUUCUCCCGCCAAACCAAUUUUUCCAACCAAACCCAGUUCUCCCACCUCCCGUUCUCCCACUGUCCGUUCUCCCACCAAACCCCCUUCUUCCACCAAACCCCCUUCGCCCACCAAACCUUGUUCUCCCACCACCUGUUUUCCAACCAAACCUCGUUCUCCCACCAAACCCCGUUCUCCCGCCAAACCCAUUUUUUCAACCAAAUCCCGUUUUCCCACCAAACCCCGUUCUCCCACCAAACCCAUUUCUCCUACCAAACCCAUUUCUCCCUCCAAACCCCGUUUUCCCACCAAACCCCGUUUUCCCACCAAACCCCGUUCUCCCACCAAACCCCGUUCUCCCACCAAACCCCGUUCUCCCACCAAACCCCGUUCUCCCACUGUCCGUUCUCCCACCAAACUUCUUUCUCCCACCAAACCCCGGUUUUCCACCAAACCCCGUUUUCCGACCAAACCACGUUCUCCACCCAUCCCCAGUUCUCCGCACACUUCCUGCCUGCCUGCGUGUACCCCACCCACACAACCUUCCCCACCCUCCCAACCCUCUCCAUCCACACAACCCUAUCCACUCUCCGCCAGCCCUACAACUGAAAGCCACGCAACACAGAGCUCUACAACCAAGACAACAAAACGAGUGAGGUUCACGCUGCCGUUCCCCACACCCUCCCCUCUUCUUCCAAAUCCUCCCACGCCAGUGUCUUUUAUGCAACGCCCCCUUGCUGCCCUCUCCAGCCCCACUGUGGCCUCUUCCCCGCACUCCAGUGGUACCAAUCAAAGAGAUAUACCACUGGCUCCGUCUAGUACCAAUCAAGGAAAUAGACCAAACACCUCACCUGGCACACCUGAAGGAAACAUACUUCAGGUAGAACCUAGCGCCAACCAAGGAAAUGUACCCCAUGUGCAACCUAGUACCCACCAAGGAAAUAGCACUCAAGUACAACCUAGUGCCAACCAAGGAAAUGAACCUCAGGUGGAGCUUAGUACCAACCAAGGAAAUGCAUCUCAGGUGUCAGCUGUUCCCAACCAAGGAAAUGUAUCUCCGGUGUCAGCUGUUCCUAAUCAAGGAAACGUGCCCCUGGUGCAACCUAGUAUCAACCAAGAAAAUAAACCAAAGGAGCCACUUAGUACUAAUGAGGGAAAUAGACUACAGGUUCCAUCUGCAGUCAACCAGGAAAAUGUACCACAGGUGUCACGUGGUACCUAUCCAAAAGACAGACCACAGACCUCACAUGAUAUCAAUCAAGGAAAUGUAUCUCAGGUGUCAUCACCUACCAAUCAAGGAAGUGUAUCUCAGGUGUCAUCUAUUACCAAUCAAGGAAAUGUACCCCAGGUGCAACCUAGUGCCACCCAAGGAAAUAACCCUCAGGUGCAACCAGAUACCAAAGAAGGAAAUUUACCAAAAGAGCCACCCGGUACUAAUCAGGGAAAUAGACAACAGGUUGCACCAGGUACCAGUCAAGAGAAAAUACAACAGGUGUCACGAGGUACCAAUCCAAAAGACAGAACGCAGACCUCACAUGAUACCACUCAAGGAAAUGUAUCUCUGGAGUCGUCUAUUACCAAUCCUGGAAAAGUAACCCAGGAGCACCCUAAUACCAACCAAGGAAAUAAACUUCAGGUGCAACCAGAUACCAACCAAGGAAAUGUAUCUCAGGUGUCAGCUGUUCCUAAUCAAGGAAAUGUUUCUCAGGUGUCGUCUGUUCCUUAUCAAGGAAAUGUACCCAGGUUGCAACCUAGUACCAACCAAGGAAAUAGGCAACAGGUGCCACCAGGUAUUAAUCAAAAAGACAAACCAGAGUCUUCACCUGGUACUGAUCAAGGAAAUAUACCACACGUGUCGCCAGGGUUCAGCCAAGGAAAUGUACCACAGGUGUCACGUGGUACCAAUCCAAAAGACAGACCGCAGACCUCACAUGAUACCACUCAAGGAAAUUUAUCUCGGGUGUCAUCUGUUCCAAAUCAAGGAAAUGUACCCCAGGUGUCAUCUGUUCCAAAUCAAGGAAAUGUACCCCAGGUGUCAUCUGUUCCAAAUCAAGGAAAUGUACCCCAGGUGUCAUCUGUUCCAAAUCAAGGAAAUGUACCCCAGGUGUCAUCUGUUCCAAAUCAAGGAAAUGUACCCCAGGUGUCAUCUGUUCCAAAUCAAGGAAAUGUACCCCUGGUGCAACCAAGUGCCAACCAAGGAAAAAAACCUCAGGGGCAGCUUAGUACCAACCAAGGAAAUGUAUCUCAGGUGUCGUCAGUUUUUAAUCAAGGAAAUGUACCCAGGGUGCAACCUAGUAACAGCCAAGGAAAGAAACCAAAGGAACCACCUGGUACUAAUGAGGGAAAUAGACAACAGGCUCCAUCUGCAGUCCAUCCGGAAAAUUGGCAACAGGUGCCACCUGGUGUCAAUCAAAAAGACAAACCAAAGUCCUCACCUGGUACCGAUCAAGGAAAUAAACCACAAGUGCCUCCGGGAUUCAUCCAGGGAAAUGUACCACAUUGGGUGUCAUCCAAAUUCAUCCAGGGAAAUGUACCACAGGUGUCACGUGGUACCAAUCCAAAAGACAGACCGCUGACCUCACAUGAUAUCAAUCAAGGAAAUGUAUCUCAGGUGUCAUCUGUUCCCAACCAAGGAAAUGUGUCUCAGGUGUCAUCACCUACCAACCAAGGAAAUGUAUCUCAGGUGUCAUCACCUACCAACCAAGGAAAUGUAUCUCAGGUGUCAUCACCUACCAGUCAAGGAAAUGUAUCUCAGGUGUCAUCACCUACCAGUCAUGGAAAUGUAUCUCAUGUGUCAUCUGUUCCCAACCAAGGAAAUGUAUCUCAGGUGUCAUCACCUACCUGUCAAGAACAUGUAUCUCAGGUGUCAUCUGUUACUAAUCAAGGAAAUGUAUCUCAGGUGUCAUCACCUACCAGUCAAGGAAAUGUAUCUCAGGUGUCAUCACCUACCAACCAAGGAAAUGUAUCUCAGGUGUCAUCACCUACCAGUCAAGGAAAUGUAUCUCAGGUGUCAUCUGUUACUAAUCAAGGAAAUGUAUCUCAGGUGUCAUCACCUACCAGUCAAGGAAAUGUAUCUCAGGUGUCAUCACCUACCAGUCAAGGAAAUGUAUCUCAGGUGUCAUCACCUACCAGUCAAGGAAAUGUAUCUCAGGUGUCAUCACCUACCAGUCAAGGAAAUGUUUCUCAGGUGCCAUCACCUACCAGUCAAGGAAAUGUUUCUCAGGUGCCAUCUGUUCCAAAUCAAGGAAAUGUACCUAAGGUGCAACCUUGUACCAACCAAGGAAAUAAAUCAAAGGAACCACCUGGUACUAAUGAGGGAAAUAGGCAACAGGUUCCAUCUGCAGUCAACCAGGAAAAUAAGCAACAGGUGCCCCCAGGUAUCAUUCAAAAAGACAAACCAGAGUCCUCACCUGGUACGGAUCAAGGAAAUAUACCACAAGGGCCGCCCGGUACCAAUCAAGGGAAAAGACCACAAUUGCCGCCAUGGUUCAGCCCCGGAAAUAUACCACAGGUGUCAUCUACAUUCAGCCAGGAAUAUGUACCGCAGGUGUCACGUGGUACCGAUCUAGAAGACAUACCGCAGAUCUCACAUGAUAUCAAUCAAGGAAAUGUACCCCAGGUGUCAUCACCAACAAAUCAAGGAAAUCUUUCUCAGGUGUCGUCUGCUAUCAGUCAAAGAAAUGUAUCUCAGGUGUCAUCUGCUACCAGUCAAGGAAAUGUAUCUCAGGUUUCAUCUGUUACUAAUCAAGGAAAUGUAUCUCAUGUGACAUCUGUUACCAACCAAGGAAAUGUAUCUCAGGUGUCAUCUGCUACCAGUCAAGGAAAUGCAUCUCAGGUGUCAUCUGCUACCAGUCAAGGAAAAGUAUCUCAGUUGUCAUCUGUUACCAGUCAAGGAAAAGUAUCUCAGGUGUCAUCUGUUACCAGUCAAGGAAAAGUAUCUCAGGUGUCAUCUGUUACCAAUCAAGGAAAUCUUUCUCAGGUGUCAUCUGCUACCAGUCAAGGAAAUGUAUCUCAGGUGUCAUCUGCUAGCAGUCAAGGAAAUGUAUCUCAGGUGUCAUCUGCUACCAGUCAAGGAAAUGUACCACGGGUAUCACCUAAUGAAAAUCCAAGAAAUAGACUACAAACUCCACCUGGUAUGAACUUCACAAACAGACCACGUACUCCUCGUAUGGACCAAAGAAAUAAUCUGCAGGCUCCUCGACGUAUGGACCGAAAUGAUACACCACAAGCUCGAUUUAAUGCGAACAAGUCAAAUAGACCACAGGUGCCACCAGGAUUUAGCCAGGGAAAUAGACCACAUUGGCCACAAGGUAUGGGUCAAAGAAAUAGAUCACGCAUGCCGUCAGGCGCCAGUCAAAGAAAUAGACCACAGUUGCAGCCUGGAUUCAAUCAGGGAAAUAUACCACAGUUUCCAUUUUCAUUCAAUCAGGGAAAUAGACCACAGAUGCCUUCAACAUUCAACCAGGGAAAUGUACCGCCAUUCCUACCUGCUAUGUUGUUUGGAAAUAGACCAGGGGCUCCACCGGAAUUUAUUGGAAACAAUGCAGCUAUACUAUAUGGUACUAAUCACGGUAAUCAACAAAUCCUUCACCCUAGGGAGCAAAACAACAUACCUCAUGACCCACCUUCUGUGGACCACGAACGUAGAUCACGAGGCCCACGAUUCAGAAACCCGGCCACUUUUACAGAAGGCCCUCCUGGGUUUUUCGCAGAUCACCAUCUCCCGGCAGUACGGCCACUUUCACAAGUUUUUGUCCCAGUCGAUAACGGACAAUUCGUGGUUCCAUUGGAGAGUUUACCUCAUCUGCCAGGAGCACUUUCUCAAGAUAAUGUCUUCCAAGCCUACCCCAGUGGCUGUCAAUCAGCUCCCAUGACAGCUUUGAAUGUUUCGAUUCCCCCACCAAACGUUCCCCCGCCAACAGUGUUUGCGUACAACCCUUCCGACCCUGGAUAUAUUCCAAUUUCUCAUGCUGCUGAGGGGCCAGGGGGUGAGCAUGCUGGUGUGCUGCUACAAGGGAACCCCCCGAGUCUACAGACUGACUCAUUUUCUCAGAACAACGCCCACGCUUUAGCCGUGUCCAUCCCAGAUGACCGCCCCUCGACACCGCCAAAGGACUUUAUGUCUGAAAGUGGUCAGAGGACGGCUCAGCACGGCGCGCCACCCAUGUUAUCUGCCCCCUUGGACAGUCACCCACACAGGCAGCAUUUGUCUCCGCAAGCUGCAACGACCCAGACACAGCAGCAAGUGUCUGAAGAACACUCGUCUGUGACAGACAUUCCCGCGUCUGAGGAUGUCACAGGUGUCAGCUCAUCGUCCCAGGUCAGCUUAGCCUAUGCGGACGCGCACACAAUCCAAUCUCAGGGAGUACACUCAGUCCAUCCUCAAGAAGUGCAAACCGUUGGGUUAGAGAUCACGAGAACCGCCGUUCAGCCCCAAAGACAGGAAAUGGUCAGGUCUGAAGAAGCGCAGUACAGUGAAUCAGUGAGCACGGGUACUGUUCAAUCCCAAAGAGAGGAAAUGAUUAUGUCUCAAGGAGCACAUAAUGUUCAACAGUCUCAGAAACAAACAGAGCAGUCACAAAAGUGGAUAAGAAUACCCGUAAUGGAAAUCUUCACAUCCCACGUUGAUGAAACAACCCACGAGGGAGCCACAAGUACUACCAGUAUCGUAACCGAGCAAGAUUCGGCUGGUCAAGAGAAAAAGUACAGACAUCCUGAAACAUUCACAGAAUGCCCAACAUCUGCUUCCAGGACGAUGCCGACACAAGCAAAGCAAGAAGACCUUUUCUGGAGUUGUUCAUCUUUCCCAGUGUCCCAGGAACUGCCAUUGCUCACCCCGGAGGAGGAGGUGAUGAUGGUUGAUUCCUCUGUCCUGUUUGCCUCACGUCCCGAGGCCCGGCGUCAUGCUGCAGACGGAGACCCUGGAGCCCGUGGCCGAGUCGGGGAGGAGGAGGAGAGUCGAGAGGUGGAGGAGAGAGGAGAGGAGGAGAGUCGAGAGGUGGAGGAGAGAGGAGAGGAGGAGAGUCGAGAGGUGGAGGAGAGAGGAGAGGAGGAGGAGAGUGCGGAGGAGGAGGAGCAGGAGGAGGGGGAGGAGGAGGUGCAGGAGCAGGAGGUGGUGGUAAGUGGCGGCGAGUCGCUCAAGCAGUUGAAUGUCCAGAACUUGGUGGUCAAGUUGGUUCAGAUGGGGUUCAAGGCUGCCCGGGGAGAGACCGUUAACCUAGACGAACUAGUUGACUUGAUAAGGCCCCAGUUUGGACCGCAUGCUACAGAGGACAUAGACGUUAGAGCGUGGCUGAGAAACUUGGAUCCCAGUGGCGAAUGUUCUGGAGCCACUGGGGGGUCGUACAGUGAACCUGGCGUCGUCACGAAGAGACCACAUAGAGGAAGUGCUGGUGUCACCGAGGCAUCAAGUCGUGGUGGUGCUGACGCCACGGUUCCCACCGCGCAGUCUGAAGUCGGAGAUAGCCGUGACAGACAUGAGUCAAUAGAUAGACUUUCGUCGCCGGGCGGGUCCGUCUAUGAUGAUGACUGGCUUGACAGACAAGCAGUUGGGCCGUCUUUGUGCUGGGCCGAACAAGUCAUUGCGGAAAUCCCCAGCGACGACUCAGAUCCGCAGGAGAUCAUCAAGAUUUGUCAGCGGAGGUUGUUACGGGAACAAACGCCAGAUGACGGGUUUGAGAAAAAUACCAGUAUUGAAGAAACAUUUGGAGAAACAUCCGAUCCAGCUGAGCAAUUUUCUCCAAACACAUCUCACCCACGGCCAUUUAACAUGGCUGGUCUCGGGCCAGCAGACUCGGCAAACCCUGUCUUACCUAACCCCAGUACACUCGAAAAGAAGCCAUAUUACACGGGCGACACUGAGCAAAAUGAGGAGCCAUCUCAAACGGCUGAAAUUGAGCCACCUUACAUGUAUGAUAAUGAACCACCCAACACAAACGACAAUGAAACAACCUACACGGCCGGUACUGAACACAAUGAGCCUUCUUACCCGACAGACAAUGAACGCAUUGAGUCAUCUUACUCGACAGACAAUGAACGCAUUGAGUCAUCUUACCCGACAGACAAUGAACGCAUUGAGUCAUCUUACCCGACAGACAAUGAACGCAUUGAGUCAUCUUACACGGCAGAUAAUGAACACAUUGAGCCAUCUUACCCGGCUGAUAAUGAACACAUUGAGCCAUCUUACCCGGCUGAUAAUGAACACAUUGAGCCAUCUUACACGGCUGAUGGUGGGCCAUCUUACACAGCUGACAAUGAACACAAUAAGUCAUCUUACAAGGCUGAUAGUAAAUCAUCCUAUACAGCUGACAAUGAACGCCAUGAGUCAUCUUGCCCAGCUGAUAAUGAAUAUAAUAAACCAUCUGAAACAGCUGAUAAUGAGCAUAAUGAGUCAUCUUACCCAGCUCAAGAGGAACACAAUCAACCAUCUUACACAGCUGACAAUCUGCACAAUGAGCCUACUAACCCGGCUGACACUGGACCAUCACACAUAGCUGACAAUGUACACAGUGUGUCAUCUUACACCGUUGUCUCGAGCGAGGCUGAAGUAAUUGGCCCGAGGUCGACGUGUAGCACAGCGGUCCCUAUACAAUAUUCUACUGCUGAACCAACGGUAUACUACACAUCUAGCUUCAGCGCAAAUGACACACCUGGCCCUAGUGUAUAUUACACAGCGGACUCUGUGUCAUAUAACACAACUCUCCCAGUUGUGCCUUACUCAGAGGGCCCUCCUGUAUAUUUCACAGAUGACCCCAAUACAUAUUUUACAGCUGUCCCCAAUACAUACGAGUACCAUCCAGCUUACCCAGGCAUUUAUUACACAGAUGACCCCAAUACAUCUCAGCCAACUGUCCCCGGCAUAUAUUGCACAGCUGAUCCCAAUACACUUCACCCAGCUGCCCUCAAUACAUCUCAGCCAGCUGUCCUCACUACACAUCAGCCAACAGUCCCCGGCAUAUAUUACACAGCUGAUCCCAGUACACUUCACUCAGCUGCCCUCAAUACAUCUCAUCCAGCUCUCCUCAAUACACAUCACCCAGUUGUCCUCAAUACAUCCCAGCCAGCUGUCCUCAAUACACCUCACCCAGCUGUCCUCAAUACACCUCACCCAGUUGUCCUCAAUACAUCCCAGCCAGCUCUCUUCAAUACACCUCACCCAGUUGUCCUCAAUACAUCCCAGCCAGCUCUCCUCAAUAUACCUCAGCCAGCUGUCCUCAAUACAUCUCAGCCAGCAGCCCUCAAUACAUCUCAGCCAGCUGUCCCCAGCAUAUAUUACACAAGUGACCCCAAAACACCCCACCCAGCUGCCCACAAUACAUCUCAGCCGGCGGUCCUCAAUACAUCUCAGCCAGUUGUCCUCAAUACACCUCACCCAGUUGUCCUCAAUACAUCCCAGCCAGCGGUCUUCAAUACACCUCAGCCAGUUGUCCUCACUACACAUCAGCCAUCUGUCCCCAGCAUAUAUUACACAGGUGACCCCAAUACACCCCACCCAGCUGCCCUCAGUAAAUCUCAGCCAAAUGCCCUCACUGCUCAUCAGCCAGCUGUCCACACUACACAUCAGCCAGCUGUCCCUAAUAUAGCUAUAACACAUGUCCCCGUAUCAACAUCUUCCACGUCUGGCCCUAGGGUGCGUUUCGCCAGUAAUUCUGUGUCAGAAACCACUGCUGAUUCCCGGCCAUCGGACACAGCUGACCCCAAGUCAUCGAGCACAGCUAACACUAGUAUGUCGCACAGGACUGUCCAUAGGUCAUCUUCCAGACCUAAGGCCAAGGGCUUUCAACGCGAUCCAAGAAGAGCCAGAUCGGUUGCGGCACAACCAUUUUCCGGGACACGUAGAGAUGUUGCUUCAGAAGAAAAUGUCACCUUCGCCUCCGUAAUGAGGCCUCAGUGGUCAACGUGUGAUUGGCCUGAGCUUCCUCAGCACGUAGAGGCUCGGAGGCAGGAGUGGCUCGACAAGAUGAACGCUGUCAAACCGCCGCCUAUAUCUGAGAAACGCUUGACUAUCGAGAAGACUCGAGACGCUGUUGAUUCUUCAGAAAGACAACUGGGUCUUUUAAAUCCUCCUGUAGGGCAUGCAGCCAUAGUCAGCGUGGAGUUGGAGCAAGCAAUUGAAAGUAGUAAUCGCCCAAGGCAAGAGAUGCAAACGGGAAAUUCUUCUAGGAGGAGUCGCAGUUCACGCAGACCAGCAAGAAAUCGAGGACAAUCCCUGGUCCAACACAGGGAGCUGAUACCUGCAGGUGACAGAAGCAGGAGGAGAAUUCCCGACACGACAUUCUCCCCCGUAGUCCUUCACGACACAGCCGAGACGAAAAACAAGGAAGUGAAAUCGGGAGAACACCGAGACAGCCCGGCUGAAAAGAAAGAGGAACGUCAUGAGGUUACGGCAAGGAAAAAAGCAAAACAUCAUGAGGCCACCGCUGAAAAGAAGGGAGAAUAUCAGGACGCCACGGCCAAAAAGGAACACCCUGUCGUCAAGGCAAAGAAGAAUGAACUUGAUGUCACGGCUGAAAAGAAGGGAGAAUAUCAUAACGUUAAGACAAAGGAGGAGGAACAUUCCGAAGUCAUGGCUAAAAAGAAGGAACCUGAAGUCACGGCAGAAAAGAAGGAUCUUGAAGUUACGGCAGAAAAGAAAGGAGAAUAUCAUGACGUUAAGGAAAAGAAGAAAGAGCAUCCUGACGUCAAGGAAAAGAAGAAAGAGCAUUCUGACGUCAAGGGUAAAAAGACGGAACAUCAUGAUGUCAAGGCCACGGCUGAAAAGAAGGGAGAAUAUCAUGACGUCAAGGCUAAAAAGGAACACCCUGACGCCAAGGCUAAAAAGGAACACCCUGACGCCAAGGCUAAAAAGAAGGAACAUCAUGAUGUCGUUGCUGAAAGGAAGGGAGAAUAUCAUGACAUUAAGGCAAAGAAGGAACCUCUUGACGUCAAGGCUAAAAAGAAUCAACCUGAUGUUAUGGCCGAAAGCAAGGGAGAAUAUCAUGAUGUCAAGAAUAAAAGGAGGGAACAUCAUGACGUCAAAGCUAAAAAGAAGGAACGUUAUGAUGACACUGCUGAAAAGAAAAAAGUGGGUGAAAGGAGAGAUAACGAAAAUAUUCAGUCAGUUAGUCUUGAUAUCACACCAGAGAGGGAAGAUAAGACAGUUAAUCCUACUGGUCACUGUGACGUAACAGUUAAAAAGGAAGUUACUCAAAUCAACCCUGUUGGCGAAAAUGACUUCCCGAUUACUUUUUCUGAUAAUGAUCAGGCAGAGGGGGAUGCUGGCCGUUCGAGUAACGACUCGAGGGAGGAAGGUACUGACGAGGCAGCGGAGAGAGAAACGGAGGGUGUGCGAAGAAAGAAGAAGAAUCGGAAGCGUAGUGGGAGGAAGCAAACCAAUCAAUCGGAAGAAUCCUGUCCCAAGCCUUCAGAUGACCCUGAGAUCUCUCACCCAGAGCCGAGCAAAAAGCAGAGAAGGAGAAAGCCCAGAAAAGCCCCAACUACGUGCCCGCACACUAGCAGCGUUUUCAUCUCGCGAAAAAAGAACAAAGGCAAGAACGGGUCGGUCGAGGGCGAAGACCUUGAUGAGCUGCUGCGGGAGUUUCAGGCGCUUGACCAGCCCCAGGUCACGUGCCUCAAGUGUGAGGCUGCAAAGACAUCUGGAGGUCUGGCUGGACAACCGGGACAGACAUCCACACAGUUGGAGGGAGCUCAAAACAACCCCAGCUACCCUGGACUGCCCAGUUGUCCGGACGCCCUGCAGGACGGAGCGAGUGGUCAGACAUGUGACUCGGACAACCCUUUGGAGCCGGGCGAAAUCAGGAGAAAUUCUUCUGGUGCAGUGUCCAGAGCGUCGCCGGAAGCGGUUUUGACGCAGCCGGGUGUGCCCAGGUCGUCACAAGCUCAAGAGGGUGCCUUAAAGACAGACAGCCAGGAAGAUGUGAUCAAGACAGAAAGCCAGGCGAGUGAGACCCCCUCAGUCUACGAAGGCUCUAAACUCUUCUAUCAAUGGCGAACACCAGGCGCACCUGCACCCAGAUCAGCGUCCGCCUCAACUGCCGCGAGAGCUGGCGAGACCUCGACAACCGAGGACCAUGAGCUGCACAGCGGGCCACGUUCACGUCAUGUGGAGCCUCAGCUGCCUGUCGCCACGACAACAGAUAAGAUAGCGCAGAGGGGUGACACGGGGAGUGGUGGUGGCGGCGGCAUGGGUAGAGGUAGUAUGGGUAACAUGGCCAGUGGUGGUGACAAAGAUUAUAUAGGCGAUGGUGACAUGGGGGGCAGGGGUAACCAUGGUAACAUAGACAGGGAUAACCCGGGUGAUGAUAAUCUGGGUGAUGGUGACCUGGGUAAUUAUAACAUGGGCAGAGGUAAUCUGGGCAAGGUUAAAAUAGGCAGAGGUAAACUGGGCAGAGGUAACCUUGGCCGGGGUAACGUGGGUGUUGGGGACAUUGGUAAUAUGGGCAGGAGUGACAUGGGUGAUGAUGACAUGGGUUAUAUGGGCAGAGGUAACCUGGGUGAUGGUAAUAUGGGCAGGGAUAACAUGGGCACUGGUAACAUGGAUGAUGGUAAUAUGAGCAGGGAUAACAUGGGCACUGGUAACAUGGGUGAUGGUAAUAUGGGCAGGGGUAUCAUGGGUGAUAACAUGGGCACUAGUAAUAUGGGCAGUGGUGACAUGGGUAAUAGGGGCACGGGUGACCUGGAUGAGUCGUCGGACAGCGAUGAGAGCCAGGAGGACGAUCGUGCUCCCAGAAGGACAGGGGCUCACGGUACAGACUGCCCCCAGUGUCAGGGCACCAACUGCCUGCCUGAUGGGCGGCCCUGCGACAACGACAAGAGCAAUGAGGUCCCUACUCACGACGGCUACUACUCCAGCGGCCUGGAGACCAUCUGGUCCGGCACGUCUGACCCCGAGGACGAGGAGGAGGUUGGCCUGGGACGACUAGACUAUGUUGGCCUCUUGCAUUACCACAUUUACAAAUCAAAGGUGGCCGACCGUCCUCCAGUACCCAAGGUAGCCGGCAUUCCGUCUCCGAGGCUCAAGCCAAGGGAACUGCGGUUCCACAUCGAACCAGAAACCCAAACAUUGAGAGAGGAUGCUUCACGUGAUGGGAAGUCCGGAAGGACUAAUAAAAAAUGUAAGUCACGUGACGUGCAGUCGGGAGGGACUGGUGAAAAUGUCGUGUCACGAGACGUGCAGUCGGGAGGGAUUGAUAAAAAUAUAUCACGUGACGUGCAGUCGGGAAGUACUGGUGAAAAUCUCGUGUCACGUGACGUGCGAUCGGGAGAGGAGAAUAUAGGACUAGCACAGACGACAAGCAAACCACACGGAACUCGAAAGAAUACGACCAGAGAUUCCAGACGUGAGCUCACGACGUCGUCGGCUGAAAAAGGUCGUGUGGAAUCCUUUGACCGCGCCAGUGCCGAGCUGGGCUGCGCUCCAUCACAGUCACAGGGAAUAGAUCUGGAGGGCACGACGAACAUUGCUAGAGCCAUCGAGGAAGCAAUUAGGGGUUACACCCUUUCAGAUGUGAACAGCAGCUUCGUGAAGCUUGACCGCGCCCUCUUCGCAAUCAAAUACACCCUAGCCUCUCUUGAAGACGCCCUUUUACUUGUGAACUCCAAUAGCCUAAAUUUUAAACUCAAACCGUCCGAUUUUGAAGGCCCCCUUAACUCAAUUGAAAAUUCCCUCUGGUCUAUUAAGAUCGGACUCUUUAGUAUUGACGACAAACUCUCAGCUCUUGAGAAGUCAGCUGAGUCAAAAGAGGAGACGGUGCCGGAGAGGAAAAAUAGGAAGCAAAAAGACGGAGAAACGGGAGUAUCGAGCGGGCAGGCCGUGACAGGCAGAGACCCGACGAACACGAGUGAUCCACUGACCACAUGUGACCCACCGAUUUCUAGUGGCCCAUCGACUUCUAGUGAUCCUCCGACUUCUAGUGAUCCUCCGACUUCUAGUGAUCCUCCGACUUCUAGUGAUCCUCCGACUUCUAGUGAUCCUCCGACUUCUAGUGAUCCUCCGACUUCUAGUGAUCCUCCGACUUCUAGUGACCCGCCCUCACAGACCUCCACUAGUGACGCAACAACCACUAGUGACUCACUGGCUACUAAUGACCCUACAGCCACGAGUGACCCAACUACCUCUUGUGACCCAACUACUACCAGUGACCCACUGACCUCCAGUCACUCAUCGACCUCUUGUGACUCCUCAAAUACCAGCAACUCACUAACAACAAGUGACCCAACUACCACUAGUGACCCAACUACCACUAGUGACCCAACUACCACUAAUGACCCAACUACCACUAAUGACCCAACUACCACUAAUGACCCAACUACCACUAAUGACCCAGCUACCACUAGUGACUCAGCUACCACUAAUGACUCAGCUACCACUAAUGACCCAAUUACCACUAAUGACCCAAUUACCACUAAUGACCCAAUUACCACUAAUAACCCAAUUACCACUUGUGAUCCAACUACUACCAGUGACCCACUGACCUCUAGUGAUCCAUCGACCACUUGUGACUCAUCAAAUACCAGCAACUCACCAACCACCAGUGCUUCAACAACAAGUGACUCACCGACAACCUCUGACCAAACUACCACUAAUGACCCAAUUACCACUAGUGACUCAACUACCACUAAUGACCCAAUUACCACUAGUGACUCAACUACCACUAAUGACCCAAUUACCACUAGUGACUCAACUACCACUAGUGACCCAACUACCACUAGUGACCCAACUACCACAAGUAAUCCAACUACCACAAGUGACCCAACUACCACAAGUGACCCAACUACCACAAGUGACCCAACUACCACAAGUGACCCAACUACCACAAGUGACCCAACUACCACUAGUGACUUAUUGACCACAAGUGGCUCGCCGAUCUCCAGUCACCCACCAACUUCCAGUGACCCAUCAACCUCAAGUCACUCUCCGACCUGUAGUGACCAAACCACCGCCAGUGACCCAACCACCACUUAUAAAUUGCCGACGACUAGUGGCCCAACUACAAGUGACCUAACUGCCACUAGUGCUCAACCAACCACCGUUGAACCACAGACCUCUAGUCACCCACUGAAAUAUAGUGACUCAACUACAUCUAUUGACUCAAUAACCACCGGUGAACCAAUAACCACUGGUCACUCACCCACCUCAAGAGACCAAGCAACCACCGGUGACCCAACGACCACCACUGACCCAGUGACCUUCAGUGACCCAGCAAAUAUCAGAAACUUGGCAACGACCAAUGACACAGCGACCACCACUGACCCAGUGACCUUGAGUGACCCAGCAAAUAUCAGAAACUUGACAGUGACCACCUCUGAUCCAGCGACCACCAGUGACCCUGCUACUAUUGGUGACCCAACGGACACCUCUGACCCAACGGUCCCCAGUGACCAAGAGACUGUCGGUGACAUCAAGCCCAUUAGUAACCUACCUGCCACUAGUGACCCAGCGACCACUUGUGACCCAGAGACUACAAGUGACCAAAGGACAUCCAGUGAUCAACCGACCACUAAGGACACACUGGUCACCGGAGACCCAGCGACUAAAAGUGACCCAGAGACCAGUAGUAAGGUAGACACUACUGGUGACCAAGUGACAACUGAUGACCCGGUAACCACUCGUGAUUCAUCGACCACUAGUGACCCAACAACCACUAAUGACUCGGCAGCAACUAGUGACCAAACUACCGCUAGUGAGUCACCUAUCUCUAGUCACCCACUGAUUACUAGUGGCUCAACUCCAAGUGACCCAACUACAUCAAGUGAUCCAAGUGACCCAAGUACCUCUACUACACCAAGUGACCCAAGUACCUCUACUACACCAAGUGACCCAAGUGACCCAACCACCACAAGUAACUCACCCACCACAAGUCACUCACCCACCACAACAGACCAAGCAACCACCGGUGACCCAACGACCACCACUGACCCAGUGAUCAUCAGUAACUUAGAAAAUAUCAGAAACUCGGCAACGACCAAUGACACAGCGACCACCACUGAUCCAGGGACCACCAGUGACCCUGCUACUAUUGGUGACCCAACAGAUACCUCUGACCCAACUGACACCUCUGACCCAAUAGUCACCUCUGACGCAACGGUCGCCAGUGACCAAGCCACUUUUGACAACAUCGAGCUCAUUAGUAACCUAUCUGCCACUAGUGACCCAGAGUCUACAAUUGACCAAAAGACACCCAGUGAUUCCUCGACUACCGGUGACUCAACAACCUCGAGUGACCCAAAAACCACUAAUGAAUCACCAACAGAUAGAGACCCAACUACCACUAGUGAAUUGACGACCUCAAGCCUUCCACUGAUUACUAGUGACCCAACUACAUCUAGUGACCCAACUACAUAUAGUGACCCAACUACAUCUAGUGACCCAACUACAUCUAGUGACCCAACUAUGUCUAGUGACCCAACUGCCACAAGUCAUCCAACCACCACUAGAGACCAAACAACCACCGAUGACCCAGUGACCACUGGCAACUCAGAAACCACCGAUGAACCAGUGACCACCACUGGCCCUGCUACUACUAAGAACCCUUCGAUCUCUGCUGACUCACCGACCUCUAAUGGUUCAGUGACCACCAGUGACACAGUUACUGCUGGAGACCCGACAGACACUUCUGACCCAACUGUCGCCAGUGACCAAGCGACUGUCGACGACAUGGGGGCCAUUAGUAACCUACCUGCCACUAGUGACCCAGCGACCACAAUUGACCAAAAGACACCCAGUGAUCCACCGACCACUAAGGGCACAUUGAACACCGAAAACCCAGUGACUAUUAGUGACCCAAUGGCCAAAGGUGACCCAUAUACCACUGGUGACCCAUUGACAGCUGAUGACCCAGUAACCACUAGUGACUCAUCGACCACUAAUGAAUCACCAACAACUAGAGACCCAACUACCACUAGUGAAUCACCGAUUUCUAGUCACCCACUGACUACUAAUGACCCAACUACAUCUGGUGACCCAACCACACCUAGUGACUCAUCUAGCACCAGUCAUCCAACCACUAGUAGAGAUCAAGCAACCACAGAUGACCCAGUGACCACUGGCGACUCAGAAACCACCGAUGAACCAGUGACCACCACUGGCCCAACCACUACCACUGGCCCAGCCACUGCUAUUGACCCCUCGAUCUCUGCUGACUCACCGACCUCUUGUGACCCAACAACCACAAACGACUCACCAAGCACCACAAGUGAUCCAACUCCCACUAAUGACUCGCCAACAACAAGUGACCAAACAACUACUUGUGAAUCACCGACCUCUAGUCGCCCCCUGACUACUGGUGACCCAACUACAUCUGGUGACCCAACUACAUCUGGUGACCCAACUACAUCUAGUGACCCAACUACAUCUGGUAACCCAACUAUGUCUAGUGACUCAUCUGCCACCAGUCAUCCAACCACUAGUAGAGACCAAACAACCACAGAUGACCCAGUGACCACUGGCGACUUAGAUACCACAGAUGAACCAGUGACCACCACUGGCCCUGCUACUUCUAAUGACCCUUCGAUCUCUGCUGACUCACCGACCUCUAUUGGUUCAGGGACCACCAGUGACUCAGUUACUGCUGGUGAUCCAAAGAACACUUCUGACCCAACGACCGCCAAUGACCUAGCGACUGUCGGCGACAUCGAGCCCAUUAGUAACCUACCUGCUACUAGUGACCCAACGUCUACAAUUGACCAAAAGACACCCAGUGAUCCACUGACCACUAAGGACACAUUGGCCACCGGAGACCCAGCGACUAUGAGUGACCCAGAGACCAGUAGUAAGGUAGGCUCUACUGGAGACCCAGUGACAACUGAUAACCCAGUAACAACUAGUGAUUCAUCGACUGCCAGUGACUCAUUGACCACUAGUGACUCACCAACCUUUGGUGACCCAACUACCACUGGGGAAUUACCGAUCUCUAGUCACCCACUGACUACUAAUGACCCAACUGCAUCUGGUGACCCAACUACAUCUAGUGACCCAGGUGACCCAAGUGACCUAACUACAUCUAGUGAACCAACUACAUCUGGUGACCCAAUUACCACUAGAGGCCAAGCAACCGAUGACCCAGUGGCCACCAGUGACCCAACUGCUACUGAUGACCCUUCGAUCUCUGCUGACUCACCGACCUGUAGUGACUCAACUACCACAAAUGACUCGCCAACAACUAGCGACCAAACUACCACUAGUGAAUCACAGACAUCUAAUCACCCACCUACUACUAGUGACCCAACUACAUCUUGUGACUCAACUACCACAAGUUAUCCAACAACCUCUACAAGAGACCAAGCGACCACCCAUGACGCAGUGACAACUGAUGACCCACCAACCACUAGUGACCCUACCAAAACUAGUGACCAAAAAACGACUACUAACUCACUCAUCGCUAGUGACCCAACGACUGCCACUGACCCAGUGACCACUGGUGACCAAGAAACUACUCAUGGCUCAGCGACCACCGCUCACCCAGCCACCACCAGUCACCCAUCAACUGUCAGCGACAUAGAGCCCAUUAGUAUCCUACCUACCACUAAUGACCCAAUGACAACCACAAGUGACCCAUCGACAACAACUGACCCAUCGACAACUGACCCAGUGACAACAAGUGACCAAAAAACAUCCAGCGAUCCACCGACCACUAAGGACAUACUGUCCACCGGAGACUCAGUUACUAUUAGUGACCCAGAGACCAGUAGUAACGUACGCACUACUGGUGACCCAAUUGCCAAAGGUGACCCACAUACCACUGGUUACCAAGUUACAGCUGAUGACCCACCAAUCACUUGUGACCGUGACCCAACCAAAACUAGUGAUCUAAAAACUACAAGUGACUCACAGACCACUGGUGACCAAGAGACUACUCAUGGCUCAGCGACCACCGCUCACCCAGCAACCAUCAAUGACCCAUCAACUGUCGACGACAUAGAGCCUAUUAGUACCCUACCUACCACUGAUAAUCCAACGACCACUGGUGACCCAACGACAACCAAAGACCCAGCCUAUAUAAGUGGCCAAAGGACACUCAGUGAUCCACCGACCACUAAGGACACACUGGUCACCGGAGACCCUGCGGCUAUAAGUGACCCAGAGACCAGUAGUAACGUACAUACCACUUGUGACACAGUGACAACUGACGACCCACUAACCACUAGUGAUUCAUCGACUACCAGUGACUCAACAAACUCUAGUGACCCAACAACCACUAGUGAAUCACCGAUCUCUAGUGAAUCACCGAUCUCUAGUCACCCAUUGACUACCAGUGACCCAACUACAUCACGUGACCCAACUACAUCUGGUGACUCAACUACCAAAGGUCAUCCAACCACCACUACAGACCAAGAAACCGCCACUGGCCCAGCCACUACCGAUGACCCUUCGGUCUCUGCUGACUCACCGACCUGUAGUGACCCAACUACCACUAAUGACUCGCCAACAACUAGCGACCAAACUACCACUAGCGACCAAACUACCACUAGCAACCAAACUACCACUAGUGACUCACCGACCUGUAGUGACCCAACUACCACUAAUGACUCGCCAACAACUAGCGACCAAACUACCACUAGCGACCAAACUACCACUAGCAACCAAACUACCACUAGUGACUCACCGACCUGUAGUGACCCAACUACCACUAAUGACUCGCCAACAACUAGCGACCAAACUACCACUAGCGACCAAACUACCACUAGCAACCAAACUACCACUAGUGACUCACCGACCUGUAGUGACCCAACUACCGCUAAUGACUCGCCUACAACUAGCGACCAAACUACCACUAGUGAAUCACCGACAUCUAAUCAACCACCUACUACUAGUGACCCAACUACAUCUUGUGACUCAACAACCACAAGUUAUCCAACAACCUUCUCAAGAGACCAAGCGACCACCCAUGACGCAGUGACAACUGAUGACCCACCAACCACUAGUGACCCAACCAAAACUAGUGACCUAAAAACUACUAGUGACUCACCAGCCGCUUGUGAACCAACGACUGCCACUAACUCAGUGACCACUGGUGACCAAGAAACCAUUCAUGGCUCAGCGACCACCGCUCACCCAGCAACCACCAGUGACCCAUCAACCACCGGUGACCCAUCAACUGUCGACGACCUAGAGUCCAUUGGUAACCUGCCUACCACCGGUUACCCGAUGACCACCGCUGACCCAGUUACUGCUGGUGACCCAAAGAACACUUCUAAUCCGAAGGUCGCCAGAGACCCAUCAACUGUCGGCGACAUAGAGCCCAAUAGUAACCUACCUGCCACUGGUGACCCAACGACAACCACUGACCCAGCGUCUACAAGUGACCAAAAGACGUCCAGUGACCCAUCGACCACGAAUGACUCGCCGACCUCUAGUCUCCCACUGACUACUAGUGACCCAACUGCCACAAGUCACACAACCAACACUAGAGACCAAGUGACCACCGAUGACCUAGUGAUCACUGAUGACUCAGAGACCAUAGAAGACCCUGCCACUACAAGUGACCAAAAGACACCCAAUGAUCCACCGACCACAAAGGUCACACUGUCUACCGGGGACUCAGCUACUAUUAGUGAACCAGAGACCAGUAGUAACGUACACACGACCGGUGACCUAAUGGCCAAAGGUGACCAACAUACCACUGGUGACCCACUGACAACUAAUGACUCACCAAUCACUAAUGACCGAGACCCAACCAAAACUAGUGACCUAAAAACAACUAGUGACUCACCGUCCACUAGUAACUCACCAACCGCUAAUGACCCACCAACCGCUUGUGACUCAGUGACCAGUGGUGACCAAGAGACCACUCAUGGCUCCGCGAUCACUACUCACCAAGAAACCACCAGGGACCCAUCAACUGUCGGCAACAUAGAGCCCAUUAGUAUCCUACCUGCCACUGGUGACCCAACGACCACUAGCGACGCACCGACAACCACUAGUGACCCGCCGACAACCAUUGACCCAGCGUCUACAAGUGACCGAAAGACAUCCAGUUAUCCAUCGAUUAGUGAGGACACACUGUCCACCGGAGACCCAGCGACUAUUAAUGAACCAGAGACCAGUAGUAACGUACACACGACCGGUGACCUAAUGGCCAAAGGUGACCCACAUACCACUGGUGACCCACUGACAACUAAUGACUCACCAACCACUAAUGACCGAGACCCAACCAAAACUAGUGACCUAAAAACUACUAGUGACUCACCGUCCACUAGUAACUCACCAAUCGCUAAUGACCCACCAACCGCUUGUGACUCAGUGACCAGUGGUGACCAAGAGACCACUCAUGGCUCCGCGACCACUGCUCACCAAGAAACCACCAGGGACCCAUCAACUGUCGGCAACAUAGAGCACAUUAGUACCCUACCUACCACUGGUUACCCAACGACAACCCCUGAUCCAGUUACUGCUGGUGACCCAAAGAACACCUCUGACCCAACGGUCGCCAGUGAACCACCAACUGUCGACGACAUAGAGCCCAUUAGUAACCUACCUGCCACUGGUGACCCACCGACAACCACUGACCCAGCGUCUACAAGUGACCAAAAGACAGCCAGAGAACCACUGACCACCAGUGACCCAGCGAAAACUAGUGACCCAACGACCACCAGUAACCAAGUGACCAUUACUGACCCAACGACCACCAGUGACCAGGUGACUAUUACUGACUCAGAUGACCCCACGACCACCGAUGACCCAGUCACCACUGGUAACCCAGUGACUAGAAAUAGUAACCCACCUGCCACAAGUGACCUGCUCACGCAGUCAGGCAAUGCAGGAGGCGCGGACUUUGUGUCGUUCUCGGACCCAGUAUUUGAGAUAUCAAUGGAGAGGCAUGAUGACCACCACACUGACCCUCAGCUGGACAGAAGUGACCACGCCGACAGUCCAGCGGCCCCCGCUUCUCUCAUCACUGUCAUCUAUACCGAAUCCAGCACUGUCAUCAGUAUAGCCCCCGACACUGUCACCGAUGCUGCUACCAGGAAUGUGAUCGAUACCGAUUCCAACAUUGUCACCAAUGCUGCUAACAGGAAUGUCAUCGAUACCGAUUCCAACACAGUCACCGAUGCUGCCACAAGUACUGUCUUCGAUAUCACCCCCAACACGACCCCCAGCACUGUCAUCGAUACCGCUCCCAGAAGUGUUAUCGACUCGGCCCCACACAAUGUCGUCGAUGCUAUUUCCAGCGCUGCCCAUGGUAUCGCCCUCACUGCCCACUCUAUUGCCUCCACCACGCCCACCGCCACCCCCGACAAUACCCUCACCACAGUCGCCGACACCGACACCACCCUCACCACAGUCGCCGACACCGACACCAUCCUCACCACCGAGACCGACACCACCCUCACCCCCGAGACCGACACAACCCUCACUAUCACCCCCGACACAUCCCCCGACACAUCCCCGGUUCCCGACAACACCCACGACGCCGGCACCACUUCCGGUCUCGCCCCCACUGCAAUCGACACCGACACCACCCUCACCACCCUCACCACCCUCACCACCAACCCCGAUACAGCCAUCCACACCGCCCCAACUUUCUCUGGCCCCACCCCCGACACCACCUCCAGCUCUGCCCACACCGCCCUUGACACCCCCGCCACCCCCGCCACCGCCCCCGACACCACCCUCGCCUCGGCCUCCGGCCCCGCCCCCACCGCCUCCGCCUCAGCCUCCGGCCCCGCCCCCACCGCCUCCGCCUCAGCCCCCGCCCUCACCGACCAAGAGCUCCGCCUGGUCAUGGCCACCAGCAGACGUCGCGGCACGACUCGACUUCACCGGAACCUGACGGCUUGCUGCCACUGCCACGCCAGGGUCAAGGCCCCGCUCCGCUGCUCACAGUGCCACAUGGCCACCUACUGCGACAGACAGUGCCAGGGGCUGCACUGGAGGCAUCACAAGCUACAGUGUCGUCACAUAAAGCUCUUCGAGCACGCCAAGUCCCUGAUUAAUGACAACAUCCUCGACCUGAUACAUCUCUCGCACAUGCCUCUCGUCACAAAGUUCAUCCGCUGUCCCGAGCACUACCUGGUUCAAUUUUAUGGAGUGAGGCGGACUCUGAUGGUGGAAAUAACCGAGACGCGUUUUGAGGAUCCAUGCUGGACUCGCCUCAAAGCGAAGGACUCGAGCGGAGAGAUAGUGAACUUGGAGUCGACUGAGCUGGAGUUGGACGCCAACUACCUGGGCUCGUGCUCCCUGGGCCGACCCUGGCCCUACACUCUGAAGGUCGGCAACUUCCUCCUCAUCUUCCAGGCCGCCUGGUCCAGGAUGACUGACAAGAAAUAUGGCUUCCGGAUAGAAGAAGGCAGACCCUUCUAUGUCAUCGACAUGUGGCACGAGGAGUGGGGCCAGAUUCUGAGAGAGAAGGAGCAGGAAAGACGGAAGCGGGCACGGAGGAGGAGAGAUGAUCCACCUAAGACGGUGGAAAGGGAAAAAACAGAUUUGCAAGAGCAUAUGCGAAGAGUGUUGAGAUUCGGGGCUGACAUGCACGCAAUGACAGUGUGGUUUAGGGAGCAGGAACUGAAGAAUUCGAGGAAUAUUACCAGGGAGUCAUACAGUCAAGAGCUGGCGACCAGGAUGAGGAGUAUGGAGAGAGAGAAUAUGGCUAUGAAAAUGGAGAAGCAAAGGGUACUCGAAUAUGGGGAGAGGAUGCAGAAACAAGUGGAGAAUAGAGAGGAGGAGGAGAGGCCAGAGGAGGAGAGGCAAGAUGACGAGAGGGUAGAGGAGGCAAGGGCAGCGGAGGCAAGGGUAGAGGAGGCAAGGGCAGAGGGAGAGCAGAGGAGUAAGAAAGAGGAGAAGGCAGACAAAAGAAAGAAGAAGAGGAAGAAGAGAGGUCGGCAUUGAGUCGUUUAACUUUGUGUACAAUGUCUUUCAAGGUCAUUUACUAUGUAACGAAUCGUGCAAGUUUAUGAACAAUGUCUACAUUGAGCCCUGUACGUUUGUGUAUCUUUCCUUUGUGUGAUUGGGUCGCCUAUUGCGAGUUUUAGAAACAGAUUUUAUUCCAUGUAUAUGAAAACUAUGAAAACGUUGUAUGCGAAACAAAGUAUUUUUAAUUGUAAUCAAAGUUUUGUUCCCACAUGGAUGUGGGGCAGUCUGUUUUUUCCUCGGCGUCAUAAAGACUGGAUGACCACCAGACUUUUAUUUUUAAUAAAUAUUUGUGUAAAUAUAAA